Anisakis simplex (herring worm) is the source of this 600-nucleotide messenger RNA. Lineage: Eukaryota; Metazoa; Nematoda; Chromadorea; Rhabditida; Anisakidae. The record is from the annotation of a GenBank genome assembly.
AUGAUUUCAGUUGACGCUGGAAACGAAGCGGAUCAAUAUUUGAUGUGUUCAUCGAAUCCGUAUCUGGCCGGACGACGUCGGCGAAUGUCUUUGCUGCAAACGCUGCGGUAUCAGAACAAACAACUCACCGAUAGUGCUUUUGAUUCUCCACGCAGUGUUGGCAAUAAAUCUGAACGAGUUCAGCAGUGCUUAGGGCUUGAAUUGGAGAAUUAUCCCGAAUGUCAUAAUUUGGAUACGAUAAACCAUAUCUCACCAACGGGUGGUGACUUACUGUCGCACCACAGCAGGCGAUCAGCAAUCGAAUCACCUCCAUCGUCUCAGUUCCAAGAAGAGUUGAUUUUAAACAAGUCCUCGAACAGUCCAUCGGCGUUAUCGUUCAGCAAGCUGAAAGCAAAAACAAAAGCGCUGUUCGGUAAGCGAAGUGUCAGCGAAAAGAAAUCCCUUGUGAUUGAGCGGCGCUACACCGCAAGUGAUGCUCACGGAAGGUGCUAUCCCACUGACAGUCUCGAGCGAUCGAUGUAUUCGCGAAUUGAUUUCUCUGCGAAAGGUGAGUUCUCAUUUAAUCAGCUAAACUUAUUCGGCUGUCCCUGUGUCGAAUGA